Solea solea (common sole) is the source of this 3002-nucleotide messenger RNA. Its product is annotated as glucosidase 2 subunit beta-like. The record is from RefSeq and is a predicted model, not a curated record. The transcript has 15 exons. Lineage: Eukaryota; Metazoa; Chordata; Actinopteri; Pleuronectiformes; Soleidae. The coding region runs from base 115 to 1476 and encodes 453 amino acids. Gene Ontology annotation, cellular component: glucosidase II complex. Gene Ontology annotation, biological process: liver development; N-glycan processing. Gene Ontology annotation, molecular function: protein binding; calcium ion binding.
GUCAUGGAUGUAUCCCGUUUAAAUGUCCGUCGCAUGUCAUGAAAUUUAAACAGGUUUGAGCGGGUUUUUGUUAACGAGGCAAGCGGGGGAAAGUUGACAAUUCUGCCAACUGACAUGCGUUUCCACAUUGUUAUCGCAGCUGUGUUUUGUUGUGGUUUCGCAGACUCGCGGAAAAUAAGAGGGAUAUCCUCGUCGUACAAACGCUUCUACAGAGAGAGGAAAUCCUUCCUGUGUAUCGAUGGCUCCAAAAUCAUCCCGUUUGAGCAGGUGAACGAUGACUACUGCGACUGUGAUGAUGGCUCUGAUGAACCAGGAACGUCAGCCUGUCCUCGUGGCCGAUUCUACUGCACCAAUCUGGGUUUUCGACCACACUACAUACCCUCAUCUCGAGUCAAUGAUGGCAUCUGUGAUUGCUGCGAUGCCUCAGAUGAAUACAACAGCCAUGCUCACUGCCAGAACACUUGCUGGAAUCUGGGACAGAGAGAGAGAGCGUAUGUGGAGGGCCAGAUGAGGACCUUGGACGAGGGUUUGCAACUCAAGCAGCAACUGAUUGAGGAAGGAGUGCUGCUCUGGAGGGAGAAGCAGGCCCAACUCAGAGAGCUUCAGCAGGCAGCCGAGGACCUCCAGAUCAAACUUGAGGAACACAGGCGGAAGAAAAAUGAGGCAGAGCAAACAUUAAAGGCACUGGAAGCGGGCGACAGUGGUCUCAGACAUCACAACAACACCAUAACCAGCAUGUUCCAGUUACUGGACAGCAAUAAAGAUGCCAGAAUAACAGUGGAUGAACUUCAGGCAAAAGUGACAGUCAUCCAUGAUGAGGGGCGGCUUCUCUCUGAGGAUGAAGCAGUGGCUUUGUUGGGAGGAGCCCAUCAGAUGGAUCUCACGAAGUUUCGACACACACUUUGGGACAUCCUGACAAAAGGAGACAGUGUCAAGAUCAAAGACACACAUGGCUCAGAAGACAGUACUGUAGGUGAGGAUUCUCAUUUAAAGGCUGCUGACAGAGCUGCAAAGUGGGAGGCUACCAAUCUGAAGAAAGUAGAAGAAGCCUAUGAUACAGUCAACAUGGAAAUAAGUGAUCUGCAGAAGAAGCUGGCCAUCGACUAUGGAACAGAUUGGGAGUUUCUGUUUUUGAACAGCCAGUGUUACAAGCUGAAAGUAUAUGAGUACACUUAUACCCUGUGCCCCUUCAAUCAAGUCACACAAGAGAACACUGCAGGAACACAGGUCUCAUUAGGGAUGUGGGGGAUGUGGGCAGGAGCACCGAAGAACCAUUACAGUCAGAUGGUGUAUGAAAAUGGAGAGCCCUGCUGGCAAGGAGGAUCACGCAGUGCCACAGUCACACUGACAUGCGGAACAGAGACAGCCUUGCGAUCGGUGAAGGAGCCCAGCAAAUGCCAGUACAUCAUGGACUUUCAGACUCCUGUGGCCUGUCAGCCAGUGCUAAAGCAACGGGGCAUACACAGUGAACUGUGACCCCUCCCUCAACUGGCCUAGCCUAGAUUAACCUAGCUGCCCCCAACCGUUCCCCAAACGUCUACCCUGCGAUGACAGGCUAGGGUCCUGAGGGUCCCCUCUGACAUCUGUUACCAGAACAUUUACUUCCAACAAAGUCUUGCUAAGGUCAUAAUGUGAUUUUUAGUAACUCUGUUCUUCCACUUUAGUUUUCAUUGUGACAAUGCAGCUUUAUUUCUACUAUGUCUUAGUAUUGAAAGGCUGCAUGAGUUAGUGAAGGUAUAUAUAUAUAUAUAUAUAUAUAUAUAUAUAUAUAUAAGGGUUUAAUUCUCAGCAAUAUGACCAUACAAUUAUUAUGUAUUUAUUGAAUACAUAGAAUCCAACUGUAACAGAUCAGUUGCAUUGUAAUCUGCCAUUAUCACUUUAAGUGAUUGCUGUGUCAAGUUGAUGUUUUUUAUAAGCACAAAUGGAAGAACUGCAGACUUGUACUUUAUUAUAGUGGAUACUCUUGUCUGUUGAUAUUCAGUAUGUUUCUAUUGCCAAUACAUCAAUGAAGAAGAAAAAAAACUUAAACCAACAAUGAUUUGAUCAUCUAUUAUUAUAAAUACACAGAAUCAUGCAUUUUGUCAAAGUUAUCUACUAAGUUUCUUGUUCUUUCAUUAUGAUAAACAUUAGGGCUGUGUUGACCUCCUCCCUGCAGCUGUAAAUACUAAACAACAUUAAAUGAUUACAAAUAUGCAGCUGAUAAUAGUCCCCAGCAAAUGGUUCAUAUUUGCCAAAAACCACAAUAUCCAGCUGUUUUGGGAAAUGAUCUGGCCCCAUUUUAAAAUGUAACAUGUGUCAUAUUUGUGACCUGUUUUUAAAGGUUUACAUCUUGAGCAGGAACCAGUGGGCCUGGGACUACACAGUGCUACAGACUGAGUAAGAACGCCACACCACACUGUAGGAGAAAAGAGAAGCAUUGUUGGUUUAGUUUUUUUUCUUUUUUAUCUGUUUUUAAAUAUAGGAUAAUUUAAGCUCAGCAUUGUCCUUUACAUACUGUUUCCCCUGCAGCCCUUAAAGCUGGGUUAGGCAGUGUAAUGUAAAUGGAUUGAUCUGAAAACUGAUGUAGUCGUUUGCCGCUCAUCUAUCCUCUGUUUCAAGCCUUUGGGAAAUCUGGCCCACAAGAGGAGACAUUGACCAAUCCCAGCUCAGUUAUUGUACCAAGAAGCUGUCUGUAUACUGCCCUCCACUGCAAAGCUGCCUAAAAAAAACUGUUUGACAAUAGAUGCAAUAAAGAGACAUCAAUAUCAGCAGAGCUUUUCAGAGGUGAGACAUUCCCUCGGGGUCAUACAGUAUUUUAUGUAUGAAGCACAUGUCUGUCCACACUCAUCUGGUGAGAGUCCCAAAAAUGUUUGAAGUAAAAUGUAUUAUUUUGACAACUUGAUGAUGAGACUGAGUGAACUAUUUUUCUAUUCAUCCUGCCGACCGCAGCUUUACGGCUUAACAAUACAACUGUAUGUACUGUAGAUAGUCAAAGAAAUAAAAUGACAUUUCUGCAAGUGUAA